CACUUCCGUUUCCCUUCCCUCCUUCUUUUCGACCACCGCCAUUGUGGGGAAAGGACUGUUGACAAAAUGUCGUCCCACAAGACUUUCAGGAUCAAGCGCUUUCUCGCCAAGAAGCAGAAACAGAACCGGCCCAUCCCUCAGUGGAUCCGAAUGAAGACUGGCAACAAGAUCAGGUACAACUCCAAGAGGAGACACUGGAGGAGGACCAAGCUUGGCCUGUAAACAUGUGGCUCAUUGGCGUUCCUGCACCCCUAGUGUCUUCCGGCUGCUAAGAUCUCCACCUGCUGGGCCCAUACCUGGGGAGGAACGCAUCGGCUAUGUGAAACAGACAUCUUUUUGUACAGAUACUCUGGUUAUGCUUGUGUUCUACAAUAAAAGAUUGUGAUCAAACCGGAAA
Messenger RNA from Lampris incognitus (smalleye Pacific opah), 397 nucleotides. RefSeq names its product ribosomal protein L39 (gene rpl39). Gene Ontology annotation, cellular component: ribosome; cytosolic large ribosomal subunit. Gene Ontology annotation, molecular function: structural constituent of ribosome. Gene Ontology annotation, biological process: translation. The record is from RefSeq and is a predicted model, not a curated record. NCBI's taxonomy places the organism in Eukaryota, Metazoa, Chordata, Actinopteri, Lampriformes, Lampridae. The transcript has 3 exons. Bases 67 to 222 code for a protein of 51 amino acids.